Phaeoacremonium minimum UCRPA7 is the source of this 2325-nucleotide messenger RNA. Its product is annotated as putative exocyst complex component protein. Lineage: Eukaryota; Fungi; Ascomycota; Sordariomycetes; Togniniales; Togniniaceae. Bases 1 to 2325 code for a protein of 774 amino acids. Gene Ontology annotation, cellular component: membrane; exocyst. Gene Ontology annotation, biological process: Golgi to plasma membrane transport; intracellular protein transport; exocytosis. The record is from RefSeq and is a predicted model, not a curated record. The transcript is spliced from 4 exons.
AUGCCGCGAAAGGCGCCUACAUACGAGGACUACGGCUCUGCCGUCAGCGAGAUCAUUCUCUCCUCGACCGACUCCGACUUCCUCGACCAACUGAUUCCAAUCUUGAAAGAUGCAUCUCUUAGUAGUAGGACGACCUCGCUCGUACAGAGUCUCUCACAAUAUGCCGAGGACCGGGAAGCCGACAUCGAGACGAUCGGCCUGACGAAGCACGAGGAGUUUCUGGGCUCCGUAAACCAGCUCCAGAAAGUUCGCGAAGGUACCGUUGCAUUGACGGCGGAGAUCCUCGAAUUGAACCAGUCCAUACAGUCCAGCACCGAGAAGUUGGCGGAGCAAAAACAAGCUCUGGUGAACACAAGGGGGGUACGACAGAACCUUGCCGACGCAUCGGACGCACUCAAGGAGUCGCUCAAGAUCCUGACUGCGGUGAAUCACGCGCACGACUUGAUUCGGAAGAAGAAUUACUACGCUGCACUCAAGUCGCUCGAGGAUCUACAAAAUGAAUAUCUGAUACCGAUCUUACAAAACAAAUAUGCAACUCAGCAUCAGCUGGCGCUGUUGAUCCAAAAGUCUAUCCCGGCGUCUCAGAAGACAAUAUCGGAGGCCGUAAUGACGGACUUGAACACUUGGCUGUUCCGCAUUCGAGAGACUUCGCAGUUCCUAGGAGAAGUAGCAUUCUACCAUACUGAAAUGAGAAGAACGCGACAGCGCGAAAGGGUAGAGAAGAAUGACUAUCUGUCCCAUUUCAAGCUCAACUCUGCAAUCGAGCUCGUCUUCGACGAAAGCGAAGAGUUUGAUGUCCUUGACAACGAUGAGGUGCAGGUGGAUUUCACUCCACUUUUUGAGUGUCUACACAUCCACGAUGCUCUCGGUCAGAGCGAUAAGUUUCGCUCCGAUUACGCAGCAACUAGACGGCAGCAGAAGGAUUUGCUGAUGCCAAGCACUGUCAACCUCGAGUCUGACGACGAUAACUCCCUGAGUAGCUUGCUUGAGGGUAUUGCCGGCUUCGCAAUCAUCGAGAAGGCGACCAUGCGACGCGCACCACAGCUGCGAACCACCGUUGAUGUGGACGAGCUAUGGGACUCAAUGUGCCAUUCUGCGAUCAGGCUCAUUUCCAGAGCGCUGAACGAAGUGACCAAUGCCGAGGUGCUUUUGAAGAUCAAGGGUGUGAUCGCUCUCUUCAUCCAGACCAUGGAAGGCUGGGGCUAUUCAGUGUCGAUGUUGGAUAACUUCCUGUUGACCCUGUUUGAUAAGUAUGCAGAACUUCUCAAGCGUCGCUUCAGUGAGGAUUUCCAGGAGAUUGUCUCCACUGAUGACUACAUGCCUAUGGCCAUAAAUACGGUGGAAGAAUAUGAGAAGGUAGUGAACGUCAGUUGGUUCACACAGGAAAAGCCGGUAGAAGAGCUCACCUUCCCCUGUGUCCUCCCGUUCUCGCAGAUGUAUCCCCUGUGCUGCAUUGAUAUCCGGAAUUUCCUCAAUCAGUUCUACUUCUUUUCUGAUGACCACUUUCAACACCCCAAUGUCAUUGAUGACACUCUCCGAAAGUCUCUAGAUGAGCUUUUGACGGAAAAAGUUUGCCAGUCGCUUGUUGAGCGACUGAGCUCGCAGUAUCUGGGUCAGAUAGUGCAGAUCCUGAUCAACCUGGAGCACUUCGAAACAGCCUGCCAGGAGUUAGAGCAGUUGCUGAUCCGAGCUCGGUCAUCAACAUCUGCUGGUGGACCUGUAACUCUGAGCGCCACAGAGCAGUUCCGGAGCAAUAAAAAGACCGCAGAGAAACGUAUAUUCGAGCUGGUCAACUCCAAGAUUGACGAUCUGGUUGAUACCGCUGAGUAUGACUGGAUGUCAACUACGCCCUCUUCCGAGCCCAGCAGUUACAUGCAGACAUUGACUAGAUAUCUGUCGAACAUUAUGAACUCCACACUGCUCGGACUCCCGCGCGAAAUCAAGGAACUUAUUUACUUUGAUGCUCUUAGCCAUGCCGCCGAGAAGAUCCUGGCACUGCCAUUGUCAUUCGAAGUCAAGCAUAUCAACCCUAAUGGGGUUGCCGCUUUGGCCAAGGACGUCAAAUUCCUCGUCGAGUUUGUGGAAGGCCUCGAGAGAGGCUUCAUGCUGCGCUCCAAUCUGGAAGAGCUUGAGCAGACCGUUGCUCUGAUGCAAUCCGAGAACCACGAUGAGUUCUUUGACAUUUCCAUGAGGAACAAGAAAUACAACCGUGUCGACGCUAUGAAUGGGCCUGUGUUACUGGAGAAACUCACGCAUACUGUUGAGGCACCUAAUCGCGCUGCACCUGCCCUAGCCAACUUCUCGUCCCGUUUCGGCUUGAGAUAA